CUGCGCGCGCGGAGGGGCCGUGUUUUGAAAUGCAGCGGGGUUUAGCGAGUUUUCCGCUGUCGCCGGCGGUGCGCGUGAAGCUGGUGACUGCGGGCUUCCAGACGGCUGAGGAGCUCCUGGAAGUGAAGCCUUCGCAGCUCAGCAAAGAAGUUGGGAUAUCUAAAGAGGAAGCCUUAGAAACUCUGCAAAUUAUAAGAAGAGAAUGUCCUACAAAUAAACCAAGAUAUGCUGGUACAUCUGAGUCAGGCAAGAAGUGUACAGCAUUGGUACUUCUUGAACAGGAGCAUACCCAGAGCUUCAUAAUUACCUUCUGUUCAGCAGUAGCAUGCAGCUGGCAGUGGAUGUGCAGCUAUCAGAAUGUUUUGGAGGAGUAGCAGGUGAAGCAGUUUUAUUGAUACAGAGGGAAGUUUUAUGGUUGAUAGAGUGGUAGAGCUUGCUACUUCACCUAAUAUCAGGAGCACACAUGGAAGAUGGUAAGUUAGCAAAAUGGCCCCCUUUUUUUCUGUACAAUAAAAGUAAUUUACAUUUUUGCCCAUCACAGACCUCAGCAAGAGGCCAUUUGGAACAUGAAGCUUAAUGUCUUGACUGUACUAUUGGUAAACUCUCAGAUGUCUGUUACAAAAUGAGAAGGGCCGCAGCCUGAUCUGACCUUUUUUUUUCUGCUUUUAUGACCCUUGCUUUUUACUGCAGGGGCUUUGUUUCUCAAUGUCUGACUUCAAAUUAAUAUACUCCAUCCUGCCAGGUGUAAGCUAAAGUUGGACACCUUAAUAUAAGCACAUGUUAAAAUGCAUUCAGUAUAUAUUGAUUUCCACAUUGGUUUCUCCAAAACCAAAUGUAGCUAUGGCUAUGAAAAGCACUUCUGGAAAUGUUUGAAAUGCUACACUGACUGACCUUUUGGAGCUUUGAGUAGUAUAUAAUUCCAUUAAUUGUAUCAUUAAAGUGUUUGAGAAGCUUUUUUUUGUGCUUACAAUGUGGAAAUACUUUAUUUUUAAAGAUUUAUUUAUUUGAAAGGCAGAGUUAAAAGAUGAAAAAAUAAGGAUUAAAAAAAAUAAAAAAAUGAAAGGCAGACUUAGAGGCAAAGACAGAGAUCUUCCAUCUGUUGAUUCAUUUCCAAAAAGGCUGCAAUGGCCAGGGCUGGACAAGGCUGAAGCCAGAAGUCUAGAACUCUUUUUGAGUUUCUUUUGUGAGUGGCAGGGGCCUAAGUACUUGGACCAUCCUCUGCUGCUUUCCCAGGCACAUUAGCAGGGAGCCGGAUUGGAAGUAGAGCAACCAGGACUCAAACCGACACUCAUAUGGGGUGCCAGCAUUGCAGGCAGCAGCUUAACCCAACUGUGCCACAAUGACAGCCCCAAGUAUUUGAUUUUAAAGCAAAUUUUGAAAAGGUAAUUUGUGUUCCGGCUUUUUGCUUUCAAUUAUAAAAGUAAAUGGUUUCUUGGC
Messenger RNA from Oryctolagus cuniculus (rabbit), 1437 nucleotides. Lineage: Eukaryota; Metazoa; Chordata; Mammalia; Lagomorpha; Leporidae. The record is from RefSeq and is a predicted model, not a curated record.